This is a messenger RNA of Alosa alosa (allis shad), 1088 nucleotides long. RefSeq names its product MOB kinase activator 3A (gene mob3a). Gene Ontology annotation, molecular function: protein kinase activator activity. Gene Ontology annotation, biological process: signal transduction; positive regulation of protein phosphorylation. Bases 402 to 1088 code for a protein of 228 amino acids. The transcript is spliced from 4 exons. Gene Ontology annotation, cellular component: nucleus; cytoplasm. The record is from RefSeq and is a predicted model, not a curated record. NCBI's taxonomy places the organism in Eukaryota, Metazoa, Chordata, Actinopteri, Clupeiformes, Clupeidae.
UCGCUCUGCUCUCUGCUGUGGUUUUCAUCAAUAUGACGUUUCAUCAAAGGAAGUGAAGUUUUGUGUAGCUAGGGAGGGGCUUGUUGUUAAGUUUUCAAAGAAAAUGCAUCAUUACAAACUAUAAAGGGAAAUGUACGACUAAUUUAGCAAUAAUUACGCAUAGUUAGUCUUAUUGACUUGUCAAAUUGGUUUGCGUCGUAAUCGUGUAGAAUUUGGAGAGGAGCAUCAUAGCGGAACAAGAACGUAGAUAUUAUUUGGCGUCCAGCACAAUAAGAGAAGGAUCACAGUGACGACACCAGUGCUGAAUCAGCUGUUGCACGCCUUGUUCUUGGAGCUUGACCAGGAAACGAGUACUUUCAGAAGACAAAACCCGUCCAACUCGCCACUCUCACACUCCAACAAUGUCCUUGGCACUCAAACAAGUCUUCAACAAAGACAGGACAUUCCGCCCCAAGCGCAAAUUUGAGCCCGGGACGCAGCGCUUCGAGCUGCACAAAAAAGCGCAGGCCUCUCUGAACGCAGGGCUGGACCUGAAGCAGGCUGUACAGCUCCCUCACGGCGAGGACCUGAACGACUGGGUGGCCGUGCACGUGGUGGACUUCUUCAACCGCAUCAACCUCAUCUACGGCACCGUCAGCGACUCCUGCACCGACCAGUCCUGCCCCGUCAUGUCCGGCGGACCCAAGUACGAGUACCGUUGGCAGGACGAGAACAAGUACAGGAAGCCCACGGCCCUCUCUGCCCCAAAGUACAUGAACAUGCUGAUGGACUGGAUCGAAGUGCAGAUCAAUAAUGAGCACAUCUUCCCUACCAACGUCGGUACUCCCUUUCCCAAGACAUUCAUGCAGGUAGCGAAGAAGAUCCUGUCGCGGCUGUUCCGCGUCUUUGUGCACGUGUACAUCCACCACUUCGACCGUGUGAGCCAGAUGGGAGCGGAGGCUCACGUCAACACCUGCUACAAACAUUUCUACUACUUUGUCACUGAGUUCAACUUGACCGACCACAAAGAAUUGGAGCCACUGGUAGGACUUUGUGUGUGUGUGUGUGUGUGUGUGUGUGUGUGUGUGUGCAGGCCACAUAUUUCCUAG